Molecule: messenger RNA, 855 nt
Organism: Sebastes umbrosus (honeycomb rockfish)
Lineage: Eukaryota; Metazoa; Chordata; Actinopteri; Perciformes; Sebastidae
Gene: ten1
Product: TEN1 subunit of CST complex
Exons: 4
Coding region: 26-616 (196 amino acids)
Biological process (GO): negative regulation of telomere maintenance via telomerase
Cellular component (GO): CST complex
Molecular function (GO): single-stranded DNA binding; telomerase inhibitor activity; telomeric repeat DNA binding
Source: RefSeq, a predicted model, not a curated record
UCAUUCAUUAGAAACACGGUGAAAUAUGUCCGAAAUGCAGCGAUACUGUAAAGCUACUGUCACUACUUCCCUCUUUCCCUCCCUCUUCUUCUUCCAACACCCAACAUCCUCCGCGGAGGAGCACAGGAGGGGGCGGAGUUACGAGUCGUCGUGCCCACAGAAGAAGAGCCUGGCCCGGGUCCAACUCCUCCAACAGCAGCGGUGUGGAAACUACAGGAGCCAACAGUCCCGUACAGCUGCAGUUUUUCAUUUCCCCUGGGAAGUAAACUCUGGAGCGGUGCAGGAAGGAGAAUCAGUGAGAGUAUUUGGCAGACUUGUCUGCUAUCAGCCUGAAGAGUCCAGGGCCACACUGUCCGCUCAGCAUGCUUCAAAAGAGCACCACGUGGCUGUCCACACCUUGUUUGUGGAGCCUUUUAACCCAAUAAUUGGGGCCCAGUACAUAGUUCUGGGUGAGAUUGAAAAUGCUGAGGGGGUUGGUGCGAUGGUCCGUGCCCGUGUGCUGAACUGCGUCGAUGGUGUAAACGUUGCCCUUCUACAGAAAGCCAUCGAUGAGCAAAGGAGCUUCUUCAGGGAGAGGGAGCACAAACAGGGUGAUGCUGCACGACCUGCAUCCUGAUCAGGGUCUGCGUUCAUCAAGUUUCACAGGGUGCACAUUGAGUACCAUAAAAGGACUACAGCUCUGCCUCUGAAGCUGUUUGGACAGCUGUUGCUCAAGUGAACUUUAAGACCAUUUGGUUAAAAGAGAGUUUAUGUGACUAUGUUGUCUACCUCUGACCAUAACCGUUUAUGAUUAAUGUUUAAUCCUGGGGUUUAUUAUUUGACAAUUAAAGCCCCAAACGACUGGGUUGACAUCCA